This is a messenger RNA of Mus caroli (Ryukyu mouse), 1036 nucleotides long. It is a transcript of the gene Emg1, whose product is annotated as EMG1 N1-specific pseudouridine methyltransferase. Gene Ontology annotation, biological process: rRNA base methylation. NCBI's taxonomy places the organism in Eukaryota, Metazoa, Chordata, Mammalia, Rodentia, Muridae. Gene Ontology annotation, cellular component: nucleus; small-subunit processome. Gene Ontology annotation, molecular function: rRNA (pseudouridine) methyltransferase activity; rRNA binding. The record is from RefSeq and is a predicted model, not a curated record.
GAGGCUUCCGUACGGGCAUCGCCAUCUUCGAGCGCCCUCUUUCAAAAUGGCAGUUCGAAGGAAGUUGGCAGUGAGGACGGACGUGAAGUUCUAACUUAAGGACUNNGGCGCAACUUCCGGUCUGCCUACAAGAUGGCUGCGGCCAGUGGUGGCUUUCAACCUCGUGAGCGGCGAUUUUCAGUGCAGGAGCAGGACUGGGACAGUGCGCCGCCUAAGAAGCCCCGGCUUGGGGCAGGAAGCAAGUGCGGAGGCCGGAGGCUCAUUGUGGUGCUGGAAGGGGCCAGUCUGGAGACAGUCAAGGUAGGGAAAACUUACGAGCUACUCAACUGUGACAGGCACAAGUCCAUGUUGUUGAAGAAUGGACGGGACCCAGGGGAAGUCAGACCAGACAUCACCCACCAGAGCCUGCUGAUGCUCAUGGACAGCCCCCUGAACCGAGCUGGCUUGCUACAGGUUUACAUCCACACACAGAAGAACGUGCUGAUUGAAGUGAACCCCCAGACUCGAAUUCCUAGGACCUUUGACCGAUUUUGUGGCCUCAUGGUUCAGCUUUUACANAAACUGAGCGUCCGAGCAGCCGACGGCCCUCAGAAGCUAUUGAAGGUAAUUAAGAAUCCAGUGUCCGACCACUUCCCAGUUGGCUGUAUGAAAAUUGGCACUUCCUUUUCUGUUGAAGACAUCAGUGACAUUCGAGAGUUGGUGCCCAGUAGUGACCCAGUUGUGUUUGUGGUGGGGGCCUUUGCCCAUGGCAAGGUCAGUGUGGAGUACACAGAAAAGAUGGUGUCCAUCAGCAACUAUCCACUCUCUGCUGCGCUUACCUGUGCUAAAGUCACCACAGCUUUUGAAGAAGUAUGGGGUGUCAUUUGAGACCAGCAGUGCCUGGUUCUCAGACAGGACUCUGAGGCAGUUUGUCUUUUGGCUCCUAAGAUCUGCUGGAAGAUAAUCUUCUGUACCAAGACUGCAGAGUGGGGAGGCAACACUGCAUAGUUGUUUUUUGUUUUUCCUAUAAAGAGUUUUAUUUUGUUUUUUUUUUUCA